Molecule: messenger RNA, 3551 nt
Organism: Xenopus laevis (African clawed frog)
Lineage: Eukaryota; Metazoa; Chordata; Amphibia; Anura; Pipidae
Gene: gys1.S
Product: glycogen [starch] synthase, muscle
Exons: 17
Coding region: 241-2451 (736 amino acids)
Source: RefSeq, a predicted model, not a curated record
UUGUAGGCGGAAGUAGAGAGUUAGCGUUUCGGAAUGGAUAUGGAUUAAAACCAGCGUUAAUAAUGUUUCUUUUACCGAUUAAUGUUCUGUAUCCGUCGUUCUCAUUGGGUGACAGCGCGGAGGGUCUGACAGCUGAGCAGCUGUUCUAGUUCCGACGAAAAAGUGAGCAUUCUAGGGCCAACCAGGGGCCACACAACCUCCAGCUUGGACCUCCUGUAGCCUGAGCUCCCAACCUGCAAGAUGCCUUUAGCUCGCAGCCUGUCCGUCACCUCCCUCACCGGCCUGGAGGACUGGGACGAUGACCUGGAUCUGGAAAACUCCAUCCUGUUUGAGGUGGCCUGGGAAGUGGCCAAUAAAGUGGGGGGCAUUUAUACAGUUAUCCAAACAAAGGCAAAGAUCACCACGGACGAAUGGGGAGAAAACUACUUUCUGAUCGGUCCCUACUUUGAAAAUAACGUGCGCACACAAGUGGAGCUGAUUGAGCCACCUAAUCCUGCCAUGAAACGUGCCCUGGACUCCAUGAAUUCAAAGGGAUGCAAGGUCUACUUUGGGCGCUGGCUGAUAGAAGGAAGCCCGUAUGUUAUCUUGAUUGAUAUUGCAGCCACAGCUUGGAACCUUGACCGAUGGAAGACAGAACUCUGGGACAGUUGCGCCAUUGGAAUUCCAUGGUACGACAGGGAAGCCAACGAUGCCGUCCUGUUUGGGUUUCUCACAGCCUGGUUCCUUGGAGAGUUCUCAGCCCAGUGUGAGGAGAAGCCCUUUAUCAUUGCCCAGUUCCAUGAGUGGCUUGCUGGCAUAGGCCUGUGUUUAUGCCGGACACGGAAGCUCCCUGUGGCUACCAUAUUCACUACACACGCCACCCUCUUGGGGAGAUAUCUGUGCGCUGGAAGUGUUGACUUUUACAACAACCUGCAGUCGUUCAAUGUAGAUAAAGAAGCUGGAGACCGGCAGAUCUAUCACCGAUACUGUAUGGAGCGAGCUGCUGUACAAUGCAGUCAUGUCUUUACCACUGUGUCUCAGAUCACCGCCAUAGAAGCUGAACAUCUGUUGAAGCGGAAGCCUGAUAUUGUGACACCAAACGGUUUGAAUGUAAAGAAGUUUUCCGCCAUGCACGAAUUUCAGAACCUGCAUGCGCAGAGCAAGGGCCGCAUCCAGGAGUUUAUUAGGGGACAUUUUUACGGACAUCUGGAUUUCAAUUUGGACAAGACUCUGUUUUUCUUCAUUGCUGGCCGCUACGAGUUCUCGAACAAGGGAGCGGACGUAUUUUUGGAGGCUUUGGCCAGGCUCAAUUACCUUCUGAGGGUUAAUCACAGUGAUAUAACCAUAGUUGCCUUUUUCAUCAUGCCGGCUCGAACCAACAACUUCAAUGUGGAAACGCUGAAGGGUCAAGCAGUACGAAAACAGUUGUGUGAUACAGCCAACACGAUUAAGGAAAAGUUUGGAAAGAAACUGUACGAGUCAUUACUAGUAGGGAAUUUGCCAGAUAUGAAUAAGAUGUUGGAUAAGGAGGACUUCACAAUGCUGAAGAGAGCCAUAUUUGCCACACAGAGACACUCCUUCCCUCCUAUAUGCACCCAUAACAUGCUUGAGGACUCUACAGACGCCAUACUGAACACUAUCCGGAGGAUCGGCAUGUUUAACAGCAGCUCUGAUCGUGUGAAGGUUAUUUUCCAUCCAGAGUUCCUUUCCUCAACUAGCCCACUUUUACCCAUGGAUUAUGAGGAAUUUGUACGUGGUUGUCACUUGGGAGUCUUCCCCUCUUACUAUGAACCUUGGGGGUACACGCCAGCUGAAUGUACUGUCAUGGGAAUUCCCAGUGUUUCCACCAACCUCUCUGGAUUUGGAUGUUUUAUGGAGGAGCACAUUGCAGACCCCACUGCUUAUGGUAUUUAUAUCUUAGACAGACGAUUCCGCUCAGUGGACGAAUCCUGCACCCAACUCACAUCCUUCCUCUACAGCUUCUCGCAGCAAACCCGGCGGCAGCGCAUCAUCCAGAGGAACCGCACGGAACGUCUAUCUGACUUGUUAGAUUGGAAGUAUCUGGGAAGGUAUUAUAUGUAUGCUCGACACAUGGCUCUCGCAAAGGCCUUCCCUGACAACUUCACAUAUGAGCCUCACGAACCGACAGCUGCUCAGGGAUUCCGCUACCCACGGCCAGCAUCUGUACCUCCAUCUCCUUCCCUAUCCCGACACUCCAGCCCACACCACAGUGAAACAGAAGACGACGAACGAUACGACGAGGAGGAAGAAGCUGAGAAAGAUCGUCAGAACAUCAAGCAGCCGUCCGUGACCUCCAUGGGCUCCAUCCCUGAGUGGCGAAGACGCUCCAAGAAAGGUUCCAUUGAUGUCACCAACUCCAAUAAUAUCAGCAACGCCAGCACACCCACAUACCCUAGCAGCCCGAGUGACCCCAGCAGCCCCACCAGCUCACUCAUUGAUGAGCGAAAUUAAAUGCAUUUUUUUCAGCGUUUCUUACACAUCAUGCCAUAGCUCGUUGGUCAUCACCAAUGACAAAUCAUGAACAAUAGCAAUGCAAGAGGAACGUUGUCCUUUGACUUGCUCCAAAUAUCACCAUUUAGACCUGCAUUAUACUCCAGCUGCUUGUCACCUCCAGGUAGAAAACACUUAGGUGGCGAUGCCAUUGAUUAUGUUUUUCUCAGCUAUCUAUGACCUCAAUUGAUGCAUAAACGAAUGCACUGACUCCAUAGUUUUCCUAUAGGAACCCUCCCACCUCACAGUCCCCAGUGAUUUUUCAUCAUUUCAGUGCGAUACCCCUGGGGUGACACUUUGUUGUCAAACUGAUAGGAUGGUGUAGGAUAGGUUUGCCAGUUUUGCUCUCUCUUCUGUAUCUCCUUCACCUGUUCCUACAAAAAAGGUCUUCCACCAAGCUCAAGCAUUUCAAUUUAGCUGCUACUGAUAACUGUUUCUGUCUGGCUGUUUGUCUCAGGGUAAUGUCUGGCUCUUUAUUUGAGGAUGAUCGUUGGAAGGGUCAGGGCACACCGGCAGAUUCACGGAGAUUAGUCGCCUGGCGACAAAUCUCCUCUUCUUCGUGGCGACUAAUCUCCCCAAACUGCCUCCCGCCGGCUAGAAUGUAAAUUGCCGGCGGAAUGGCACUCGGAGUGCUUCAUUUUCUGAAGUUGCCUGACAAGGAAACUGCGGGUGACUUCGGAAAACGAAUCGCUCCAAGUGCCAUCCCGCCGGCAAUUUACAUUUUGGAAGGCAGGGGGAUAUAAAUCGCUGGGGGACUAAUCUCCCCAAAUCUGCCUGUGUGCCCUGACCCUAAAACUGCAAAACUCAAUAUACUGUGGCUUUACCCGUCAAUCAGUAAAAGAAGGGUAUAAGAUCUACGUUCGUCACACUCCCUUUGAAGUGUCAAUCAUUAGCUGUUUGCCAUCCUCUUUGUGUUCUGUUUGUCCCAUGUUAACAGCCAUUUAGUUAUCCCUUGGGUGAGCUGAUCCUGUGACUGUACCAAACAUUGCAAGGGCUGUACGAAUGAGAUGUUUAAUAAGGAUUGUGUUGUGUCCAGAAAAAAUAGUAUUUAAAAAAUAAAA